This is a messenger RNA of Trichoderma gamsii, 1179 nucleotides long. RefSeq lists its product as hypothetical. The record is from RefSeq and is a predicted model, not a curated record. Bases 1 to 1179 code for a protein of 392 amino acids. Gene Ontology annotation, molecular function: ATP-dependent chromatin remodeler activity; ATP binding. NCBI's taxonomy places the organism in Eukaryota, Fungi, Ascomycota, Sordariomycetes, Hypocreales, Hypocreaceae. The transcript has 5 exons.
AUGGGGUCCCAUCUGAACGAGACCUCAUUGAAGAGACAGCAGCCCGAGAAUUCCAACUCGAACGAUGACGUACAGCCCCCGCGCAAAAAGGCAGCAGUUCUCGAAACAAGGAAAUACCCUCCCAGUGCGAUUUCUCCUCACGAGGAGUUGAACAUCGAUGAAUCAAGAUUGUCUUGUGCAGAGGACUCCCGUACUGAUCAUAGUCAGGUAGCCUCCAAUGAAGAUCAACUUGUGUGUUUUGGUAUGAUAGGAGGCAUAAGCGGUAGUGUAAGCGGAGCUUGUCGGCUCAAGGGAUCGCCGACUCAAAGAUUCGCAGUCCAAUUAGACAGCUCUCACGGAUUUCACUGCAUUAAUGAUGCUUCAAUCAAGGGCAAAAUAAACUUAGACUUUAUCAAUAUUACGAAUGCAUGCUGCGAGAACGAAGAUCUUACGCUACAAGUCAUAUGCUAUGUAGAUGCCAUACAGUCAUCUAUCGCGCCGCUUUCUACACCAUGUCGGUUAGAUAUGAUUCUCUUCGGGCCUCAUAGUCUCUUCGAGGAUGUAGGCAGCUUUUUCGAAGAAUACAAUCUUUACCUUCAAGAUCCUGUCGGCUGCUCACAGAACGUCUUGUACCGAAACCCGCACAGAUUGUCGGCCGAGUCUGGGCCUGAUAUCUGGACUUUCAAUCUUGACAAGGAAGUUGCAGCGCCCUUUAGCGUAGAGAAUGCGCAGACUCGUCUUGGUUCGAUCGAUAUAUUGAACUCUCAGCAAGAUUGGGCCGAGACGAAACAACCUGGCUCAAUUCGAACAAAGAUGCAAAGUCAUCAAUUACAAGCCUUAACAUUCAUGCUCCAGCGAGAGCAAGGCUGGGCUUGGGACGGAAGCAGAGCAGACAUAUGGGAGCUUUAUUCCGAAACUACUGGUUCCCAUUUCAUCAACAAAGUAUCAGAUUCGGUUCAAAAGGAGACACCGCCGCAGUUUUACGGUGGAAUCAUAGCAGACCCGAUGGGUUUGGGUAAAACAUUGUCUAUGAUAUCUUUAGUUGCCUCCGAUUUGCUCUUCGAUCCAAAUGACCCGAGCUCCCUGACUGGGGCUGCUGCUGAAGAUUCGACUGGGUGCACAUUGAUUGUCGUACCACCUCCCCGCAUAUCUUCCCCAGCAGCAUUCCCUAUCGCCGACAUCACGGAAGUUCUCGCUUAG